Messenger RNA from Hordeum vulgare subsp. vulgare (domesticated barley), 1911 nucleotides. RefSeq names its product putative FBD-associated F-box protein At5g56560. The transcript is spliced from 4 exons. The coding region runs from base 84 to 1565 and encodes 493 amino acids. Gene Ontology annotation, molecular function: protein binding. The record is from RefSeq and is a predicted model, not a curated record. NCBI's taxonomy places the organism in Eukaryota, Viridiplantae, Streptophyta, Magnoliopsida, Poales, Poaceae.
ACCGGUAGUCCGCUAGUGCAUCCAUUCCAUCCCCAUCUGGUUUUGUCACUCCGCCGUAGGAGGUGAGAUCCGGGCAGGCGUCGAUGGAGGGGAGCUCGGGGCCUCGCCGGAGUUCCACCCAGGAUGUAGGCAGCCCAGCCGGUGGAGCCGACCUCAUCAGCGCCCUCCCCGACGAGGUGAUCCUCCUCUUCCUCGCCCGCCUCCCCUGCGCCAGCGCCGCCGCGCGCACCGGCGUCCUCUCCCGCCGGUGGCGCGGCCUCUGGUCCCUCCUCCGCCAGAUCGUCUUCCGCGACGUCCCCUUCCCCUCGCUCGAGGCGGCGCUCGGCCGCGUCCUGCCUCCCCCGCACGCCGUUUCCCUCCUCGAAAUCUGCGUCCCCAUGGAACAGAGUACAGACAGCGCCGGCUUCAACUCGCUGCUCCGCGCCGCCGCGCGGCUGGAGCCGGAGAAGCUCGACUUCCGCCUCCCCUCCCACUUAACCGACCUGCCUUCCGGAAGCCGUAUCGCGGUCGACCUACCUUGCUCGCACCGCGCCACCUCCAUCUCGCUGGGCCUGUCCACCCCCUUCUCCCUCCGCAUGCCAGCCGGCGCCCAGUUCCCCGGAAUCGAGGCGCUGUCCCUGUCGGACUGCACUACCGAGCUCGACGCCUUGCUCUCCUGCUGCCCGCGCCUGCGCACGCUCAGCGUCACCAGGGGUUUGUAUCCUAACUACAAGUGCGACAUCAGGGUCAACUCCCCGUCGCUGCAGGAGCUUGCUGUGCACCACCGGGAGAGCGAGACACAACAUGUGGACAUCGUUGCGCCCGCGCUUAAACAAUUGGCCCUCUCAUUUUCCAAUGGUGGGGAGAUCAGCAUCUCCGUCUUGGCACCAAUGGUGGAGAAGGUUUCGUGGCACUGCUGCUACUUGGGGCACCGUAUUGUAUCUGGUCUUUGGAGCCUCAGGAAGCUGAAGCUGCGGCUACAGACGGCAGAGAGACAAGGACAGCUAUCCUCGCUGCAGAUUCAUGCCCGCGCGGACUUGUCUUUCUUACACGCUCAGGGGGACAACUUUACGCAGGAGAUAGGGAAACAUAUUAUGGUUGCUCCCUUCUCUUGUUUAGAGCUACAUCUCACAGCAAAGGGGCAUGCUUAUGGAGGGUUCGUCUUUCAUCUCCUUAGGGUCGAUAGAAUUCAUGCUGCUACGCGGAGGCUUAAGCUCAUCCUGAACAGAUCAGCGAUGGAAGGAGGAUGCCCACUACAUUGUCCCUGUGAGUUUCGGAACUGGAGGUUCGAGACUAUCUCCUUGCCUGCUCUGGAAGAAAUGGAGUUCAAUGGCUUCCAAGGAGAGGAUCAUGAAUUUGAUUUAUUGCAAUUGAUACUUGGAUGUGCGCCGACGCUGAAAAGAAUGGUUGUGCAUCUGUCAAAAGAGACCUCGGCAAGUCAUGAGGGAUGCGCAAAGAUAUACAGCAUCUUUAAGGCGUGUUCAUCUGUGAAAUGCGAUGUUUAUCACAGCUCCGGGUUAAUGCACGGCAGCCAAAAUUGCCCGUCGAUGAGAUUCUCGGGUGUGUUGAUUUAUGGUGCGCAUUGACAAGGCCACAGGACCUUGCUUGAUUGCUUCAACUGAUCUGGCGUGCUCUUUCGACAGUGUACUAUACGAGCUCAGUUAAAUAUCGUGUGGUAUUGAUUUGCCUAUUGAAGUUGACUGCACUCUACCUAUAUCUUAGGUCAAUUACUCGAAGCUGACUGCCAACGGGGGUAAAAUGAUCUGCAGUGAAUGCUCAACUUACAGCUCUUUCUGCUUAUAUCUGUUUUUUUUUUUUUUUUUUUUUUUUUUGCGAGGGUGCUUAUACCUGUUGUUAGAUGAACCAGAUGGCUCUAUGAUAGCUAAGAAUAAUCAGGCUAAAUACGCACUACGUGUUGCUGCCUUGUUUUUA